AUGCAAAAACAGGAUAAAUUGGCGGGCAGAGACUUCAGUUUCUGGAAGUGGUUCGUUGCAUGCCUCCACCUCAUCCACGAACACAUCAAACCAGAGUGGCAGAAAGGUUUGGUGUGCGGUUUCAUAUCGCGGGAGGAGAGCGAAAAGAAAUUACUAAAAGAGAAGCCAGGAACAUUUCUGCUGAGGUUCAGCGAGUCGUCCAUGGAGAACAGUCAGAAGUCUGGCGUCUGCGGGGAUCUGGCCAUGGUCCUCGUUGAAGUCGACCCUGCUGACAACAAAAAGAAGAUAUUUCACCUAAAGAAGUACCUUCAGGCAAGUUACUUGGAGUCACAAAAGGCAUUGAACAGACGACUGUCAGAUGUUCUGAAGAUGUUCAAGGUUGCUGAUCCAUCAGAUCCUGAUAAGAAGAGGACUUUGCUGAGGUGGUCCCUGUCUUGCGUCUAG
Molecule: messenger RNA, 444 nt
Organism: Helobdella robusta
Lineage: Eukaryota; Metazoa; Annelida; Clitellata; Rhynchobdellida; Glossiphoniidae
Exons: 3
Coding region: 1-444 (147 amino acids)
Biological process (GO): signal transduction; regulation of transcription by RNA polymerase II
Molecular function (GO): DNA-binding transcription factor activity, RNA polymerase II-specific; RNA polymerase II cis-regulatory region sequence-specific DNA binding
Source: RefSeq, a predicted model, not a curated record